AUGCAAUUUCCAGCACAACUCCUCUCGCUGCCAGGCGAGCUUCGCAAUCAGAUCGACCGCGACUAUCUUUGCGACGACAACGAAGAUGGAUAUGUUAACGACUUUGAAGCCGGCAAGUUGAGAAAGGCAAGCAAUCAGCCGAUCGAGCUCGAUUUGAUAGCUGCACGUUGGGCUUAUUUUGUCUCGCGAUUCAGAAGCCAUGUCGGUUGGUACAAGGUGACCCAGAUUGUGCCCGCAGAGGUGGUCCAAGAAGUAGUUGGUUCACAAUCCUUUAUCCAUGCCAUCUUCUGCCAUUACAAAAACAGCAGUCUUCCGAGCUUUGAUAGGGUGGCCAAAGCUGUCACUGAACCUGCCUGUCGCGCCGAUGUUGGCACGCCGACCGAACAUGAAAACUCGAAUAUGACACGAGACGAUGGGAUAGGCGGCCUGGCUGCCUAUCUUGACAUUAUAAAGGAACCGUGGAGAAUUCCAACCGACGACGAGCUUGAUAGGAUCGGUGCCCGUCUACCCAUACGCAAACGAGAGGCUUCAGCAGCUCUCAGAGAUAUGUGGCGGGACCACCCUGGCAGGUUCAGAUUUUCUGCAGCAGCCGCAGCAAUUUGUUUCCUGAAUUCCCUCCCUACCACCACAAGAAAGCAUAUACGCCGGAUUCAUCUUGACGAGGACAGAGUAUCGGUUUCCCAUCCCGAGUGCCCUAUACGCGGUCGUUUGCCUUUUUACCUGGAAAAUGCAGGACUCAUGAUAGAGCGACGUGCUAGUCUUUGGAAUAAUCUCUUCCAAGCAAGAGCUUGGGGCGAGGCUAGCGGGCAAUUUCUAGAUCCUUUCAGCGGGUUCACGGUUGGCCUGCUCAACUGGGCGCGACGGACCAUGAUGCCUUGCCAGCGAACCAUGUCACGAGGCAAGUAG
This is a messenger RNA of Podospora bellae-mahoneyi, 906 nucleotides long. RefSeq lists its product as uncharacterized. The record is from RefSeq and is a predicted model, not a curated record. Lineage: Eukaryota; Fungi; Ascomycota; Sordariomycetes; Sordariales; Podosporaceae.